AUGGCCAUAGGAAUCUCCCUUGCCGUAUCCAAUGCGAGAUAUGCGUUAAGUUCGGUACCUAGUGAUAGCGGAGUUGCUGCACAAAGCUGUAAGGUUUCAGAACCGCUCACCAAACACCCGAUCAAAGAUAGAACAAUGGAGCUAGUGGGGAGAAAAUCGCGCAAUCGCGAAGUCGCCACGACAGAUCAAAGCCAAUGA
Molecule: messenger RNA, 198 nt
Organism: Paraglomus brasilianum
Lineage: Eukaryota; Fungi; Glomeromycota; Glomeromycetes; Paraglomerales; Paraglomeraceae
Source: the annotation of a GenBank genome assembly